AUGUGGAUUCAAAGCUUGGAUCUUUCCUUCAAAAUUGUUUACCCAAAAUGGGAUUUAGCAAAUGGAUACUUAAUAGGUGAAAUUUUUAAUCGAUAUUAUCCUGCAGAGAUCAAGAUGAGUUCUUUCAGUAAUGGAAUGUCUUUACAGAGUCGACAGCAUAAUUGGCAUUGUUUGUCAAAGUUUUUUAAAAAGCAAAGAUUUAAUAUUCCUCAAGAAUAUAUUGAUGGAACAAUACACUGCAAAGAACGCUACACAGUCCUAUUGAUGCAAACGAUCUACACACAUUUAACUGACAGAAAAUGGAGAAGUGUGGUUGUGCACAAGUAUCACCAUGAUCUGAAUGAUUUUGCUUACCAGUUAAAACUUCCUUUGCAUGCAAGGUCUACUGCUUCAAAAGCGGUAAAAAAUAAUCUUGCUCAUACAGAAGUGUUGGCCAAUAAAAAUCUGUUGACAAAUGCCCAAAAGGCUCAAGGUAUAAUUGAUUCUCAUAUGGAAAUGAGGUUUCAGAAGCGAAUUGAAAAUCCACUACGAUUCCAUAUACAGCCAACCUUAGGCCAGUUAAGUGUCAGGAUGUAUAAUAACCCUCUAAAAGCUGAUAGAAAAGUAUCAGUUUUCAAAAAAUCAGUUGACAAGCAGAAAGAUUCCAAAGUUCGAUUCAGGGAAAUCAAAGUAUUGCAACCAAAUCUAGAAGAUGAAAAUUAA
Molecule: messenger RNA, 702 nt
Organism: Acanthosepion pharaonis
Lineage: Eukaryota; Metazoa; Mollusca; Cephalopoda; Sepiida; Sepiidae
Source: the annotation of a GenBank genome assembly